Messenger RNA from Pristis pectinata (smalltooth sawfish), 3005 nucleotides. Its product is annotated as tyrosine-protein kinase SRK3-like. Bases 1020 to 2468 code for a protein of 482 amino acids. Lineage: Eukaryota; Metazoa; Chordata; Chondrichthyes; Rhinopristiformes; Pristidae. The record is from RefSeq and is a predicted model, not a curated record. The transcript is spliced from 8 exons. Gene Ontology annotation, biological process: innate immune response; cell differentiation; protein phosphorylation. Gene Ontology annotation, molecular function: ATP binding; signaling receptor binding; non-membrane spanning protein tyrosine kinase activity. Gene Ontology annotation, cellular component: extrinsic component of cytoplasmic side of plasma membrane.
AUGUGGUAUCUAAUGCAGGGUUUUGACCCAAAAUAUUGACAGUUCCUCUCCCCCGUCCCACCACCAACAGAUGUUGCUCAACCCAAUGAGUUCCUCCAGGAGAUUGUUGCUCCAGAUUCCAGCAUCUGCAGUCUCUUGUGUCUCCAAUCUAUCCACUCUCUCUGGUACUAAAGAACCCCAUUCCUGGCAACAUCCUGGUGAAUCUCCUCCGCACUCUCUUCAGCACAACCUGAUGAAGAGUCUUUGACUUGAAACAUGAUCUUGUUUCUCUCCCAUAGAUGCUGCCUUACCUACUAGGUUUUAUUUUUAUUUCAGUUAAGAGUCACGUUUGGGGGUCCAGAGUCACAUAUAGGCCAGAGUGGGUAUGGACAGUAGAUUUCCUUCUCUGUAGAUCAUAAGGGAACCAGAUGGACUUUUUAAUGACAAUCCAGUAGUUUAUAUGAUUAUUGGUAUUGAAGUUAGAUGGUUUAUUUUUAAUAAUAGACUAAUUUAAUGCAUUAAUUUGAAUUUCCUAAUUGCCAUGGCAAUUGUUCACAGCUUUGGAUCAAUAGUCCAGAAUCCUGGCAGCUAGACAAGUAAUGUAACCACUAGGGAACCAUACCAAGUUGUGAAACCCCACUGGUUCUCAACCUCCUUCUGGGGGAAGAACUCUGCCCUUCUCACCACAUACUGUAUUGCAAUCCUACUGCAAUUGAUUGACACUCAUUAGGACCUCACAAGUCACUCAACUGAAGGGCACUUUAAAAUGAGCAACAAAUCCUGGGCUGACCAUAGUCUCCAACUUUCCUGAAUGAAAUAAAGUUCUCCAGAGUUUUCUACCGCCGAGAUAGAGCAUGCGGACAUGCGGUUUAAUUGUCUGAUGUUUAACAAUGCUCAUUGGUUAAUCCAAUUAAAGCAACCAGGAAGUUGGACAAACAUCAGGCAAGUUCACAUUUUGGAAAUGUAACAAGACACAACAAUCAGGUUUUAGGAAGCUGAAGAGGGCAGUGUGACAACCGAUCACCCCCAACCCCAUCUUCAUGGCCAAAACCUUAAGAAGGAUUUGUCCCUGUUUAAAUUCGGCUCCAGGGAGGAACCCCAGCGACCAAAUAUCGGUAAAGCGUCACGGCGGGGACAGUCGGCACACAGUCUUCACAGCGCUGUAUGAUUUCUGCGCUAGGACCAGCGAUGAACUCUCUUUUCAAACGGGGGAGGAAUUUGAAAUCCUUAAUAAUGACAAUUACUCUGACAGACCUUGGCUGCUUGCGAGAAAACGAAAUUGUAACAAUGGCGAUAAGCGCACGGGAUAUAUUCCCUCUAAUUACAUUGCCAGGAAGGAAAGUAUCGUCGCAGAACCCUGGUUUGCUCAGGACCUGAGCCGAUCUAAAGCAGAAGGUAUCCUCUUCACGCAGCCUAUAACUGGAUCCUUCCUCAUCCGUGAAAGUAACAAUCAAGAAAAUACAUAUGCAUUGUCAGUACUAGAUGGAACCACUGUAAGACACUACCGUAUCAUCCAAAACAAAGCUGGGCGGUUUUACCUGAAUGUAGACAUUCAAUUUUCCAGUCUGAAAGAACUGGUGGAAUACUACAAAUUAAAUUAUCUUCGGCCAGGUCUCCGAUUAACUAUACCUUGUCAGAAACAACAUCAACCAAAUAUAAGAGAUUUGUCCCAUUUGACUGUGGAUAACUGGGAGAGGCCCAGGACGGAAUUCACUUUAACAGAAAAGCUGGGUUCUGGACAUUUUGGAGAAGUAUAUGCUGGAUAUUGGAAUAAUACUGUUCAAGUAGCCAUCAAGACAGUAGAAGUCGGUGUAAUGAAUGAAAAAGAGUUCCAGGCAGAGACGCAGAUUAUGAAGAAGCUGCACCAUCCGCAUCUAAUACCUCUGUAUGCAGUAUGCACGACGGCUGAUCCUUUCUACAUUGUGACAGAACUAAUGAAGUAUGGCAGCCUGCUAAGUUAUUUACGAAGCAACGAAGGAUCCUAUUUGAACUUGGAACAAUUACUUGACAUGAUAGUCCAAGUAGCAGAAGGGAUGUCAUACCUGGAAUCACACAAUUAUAUCCAUCGUGAUUUGGCUGCCAGAAACAUUCUGGUUGGAGAUAAUCACACUUGCAAGAUUGCUGAUUUUGGAUUAGCCAGAUUUAUAAAGGAUGACACAUAUGUGUCACAGUCUACUACAAUUCCAUAUAAAUGGACGGCCCCAGAAGCUAUUGAACAUGGUUAUUUCUCUGUGAAGUCUGAUGUGUGGUCUUUUGGCAUUCUUCUUUAUGAAGUAGUAACUUAUGGUAAAACCCCAUAUCCAGGUAUGAACAAUCAAGAAGUAGUGAGCAUGGUUUCUAAAGGUUACCGAAUGCCUUGUCCUGAUGGAUGUCCAAGCACACUGCACAAAGUAAUGUUGAACUGCUGGGAGAAGGUAGCAUCAAAGCGCCCAUCAUUUGCGACAUUAAUAAAAAAUCUGUUAGCCUUCGACAUAAAUCAUUCAUGUUAACCCAGCAAUGUGAAAAUCAAAACAACUGUUGAUGCUGGAAAUCUGAAAUGAAAACAGAAAAAGCUGAGAAAUACUUCGCAGAUCAGGCAGCAUCUGUGGAAAGAGAAACAGAGAUAACGUUUCAGGUUCAAGGCUUUUCAUCAAAGCCUUCAUUCCUGAAAUGUUACCUCUGUUUCUCUUUCUAUAGAUGCUGAAUGUCCACCAUUUUCUGAUUUUAUUUCAGAAAUGUAAAUUAAAACAAAAUAUUAUUGCUGCAAUGCAUGUAAUUGCACCUAAACUUUAAGUCCACUUAAUUUCUACAACAUUAACCAGUCUAGGGGCAAUUGACAGGUGGGUUAAACUUUAAUGGUAUCACCAGAGCUGUACAAAACAUUGAAUACAAUUUAUUUCUUACCAUUAGCAGCACAUGGUUCCCGUUUAUAAAGAUCUUUAAAAUAAUAUUAUCUGUAUCCAGUGAUUACCACCUGUAAGUGUUGGAAGUAUUUGGGAGAAAUUAAAAAUUUUAUUCUGAAGUAUUUUACUUUGAUCACUUUUUAA